AUGUCUGCCGACCUUUUGAAGCCGCUCGCCACAUUCUGUACGCAGUCGAUCUCCCAGCGAUACAUCAAGACUGUCAGAAAUCUAGGCGAUGCAUGGCGCACUCUGGCGGAACAACCGCUAUUGCCUGAGCACACAGAUUUAGCCGUAAUCGAAACGACGUUCGGCGUGACUUUGACGAUAAGAAACGAUUUUAAUAGCAAAGAUUUCUUCGCGAUGUUGGACAUCCCAUCUCUCGAAUCAGCAAGUCAGGGCGUGCCAAGAAAACAUGGCAUAACAACCCCCCCUCGGCAUUUUCGAAUAUUUGCUGAUUACGGUACCGAUUUUAUCUGGCUUAAUUAUAAUGAUCCUAUAUACGACGGCGAAAGCAGCUACAUUGAACUCGAGGAUGCACUGUCCGGCUUUCCACACGAGGUAUUUGACAACUAUGAUUCCUGGGUAGAAAUAUAUACGGUCAAUUUCAAGAAGAGAUGUGACGAUCCUGGCGAUUACUCUGUGCAUGUCUUCCCUACAGUGGCAGAGGAAGUUGCGUGGAAUGUUGCUGGGUUUUUACUUGCCUGGCGUAUUGCGUUGGCUCCGCAUGUGGGUAGCGUUGAGUUGGCAGUUGGCCGCGAUAAAUAUCUUCUCAAGAAGGGAGACGAUACAGAGAACGAGGUGACCUACAAAUUUUUGGAGAACCAAGCCGAGGUUCUAGCAAAGAAAGAGACAGUCGAAUGA
Molecule: messenger RNA, 714 nt
Organism: Talaromyces amestolkiae
Lineage: Eukaryota; Fungi; Ascomycota; Eurotiomycetes; Eurotiales; Trichocomaceae
Exons: 1
Coding region: 1-714 (237 amino acids)
Source: RefSeq, a predicted model, not a curated record